This is a messenger RNA of Fukomys damarensis (Damara mole-rat), 3785 nucleotides long. It is a transcript of the gene Ror2, whose product is annotated as receptor tyrosine kinase like orphan receptor 2. The transcript is spliced from 8 exons. Lineage: Eukaryota; Metazoa; Chordata; Mammalia; Rodentia; Bathyergidae. Gene Ontology annotation, biological process: positive regulation of kinase activity; cell surface receptor protein tyrosine kinase signaling pathway; multicellular organism development. The record is from RefSeq and is a predicted model, not a curated record. Gene Ontology annotation, cellular component: signaling receptor complex. The coding region runs from base 8 to 2713 and encodes 901 amino acids. Gene Ontology annotation, molecular function: transmembrane receptor protein tyrosine kinase activity; protein binding; ATP binding.
CUGGGAGAUGCACCUAAACCGUAGCACCUCACAGUUGCUGCUCUGUGCACACCUGGGUUACUUUCUGAAUUUUCUGGAGCCAGUAAACAACAUUACCAUUGUCCAGGGUCAGACUGCAAUUCUACACUGCAAGGUGGCAGGAAACCCACCCCCCAAUGUGCGGUGGCUAAAGAAUGAUGCGCCGGUUGUGCAGGAGCCCAGGAGGAUCAUCAUCCGGAAGACAGAAUACGGUUCUCGACUGAGAAUCCAAGACUUGGACACAACAGACACUGGCUACUACCAAUGUGUGGCUACCAAUGGAAUAAAGACCAUUACUGCCACUGGAGUCCUCUAUGUGCGGCUUGGUCCAACACACAGCCCAAAUCAUAACUUUCAGGAUGACUACCAGGAAGAUGGAUUCUGCCAGCCUUACCGAGGAAUUGCCUGUGCACGCUUCAUUGGGAACAGGACCAUUUAUGUAGACUCUCUCCAGAUGCAAGGGGAGAUUGAGAACCGAAUUACAGCGGCCUUCACCAUGAUUGGCACCUCCACACACCUGUCAGACCAGUGCUCCCAAUUCGCCAUCCCAUCCUUCUGCCACUUCGUGUUCCCGCUGUGCGAUUCUCGCUCUCGGGCACCCAAGCCACGUGAGCUGUGCCGAGAUGAAUGCGAGGUGCUGGAAAGUGACUUGUGCCGCCAGGAGUACACGAUCGCACGCUCCAACCCACUCAUCCUCAUGCGGCUGCAGCUGCCCAAGUGUGAGGCGCUGCCCAUGCCUGAGACCCCAGAUGCUGCCAACUGUAUGCGCAUCGGCAUCCCAGUGGAGAGGCUUGGCCGAUACCACCAGUGCUACAAUGGCUCCGGCUCGGAUUACAGAGGUACAGCCAGCAUCACCAGGUCAGGACACCAGUGCCAGCCAUGGGCCCUACAACAUCCUCACAGCCACCAGCUGUCUAGUGCAGAUUUCCCCGAGCUCGGAGGGGGUCACGCCUACUGCCGGAACCCUGGAGGCCAGAUGGAAGGUCCCUGGUGCUUUACGCAGAAUAAAAACGUACGCAUGGAACUGUGUGACGUACCCUCCUGUAGUCCCCAAGAUAGCAGCAAGAUGGGAAUUCUGUAUAUCCUGGUACCGAGCAUUGCAAUUCCCUUGGUCAUUGCUUGCCUGUUCUUCUUGGUCUGCGUGUGCCGGAAUAAGCAGAAGGCUUCUGGAUUAGCCCCUCAACGGCGUCAGCUGAUGGCCUCGCCCAGCCAGGACAUGGAGCUUCCGCUCAUCAGCCAGCACAAACAGGCCAAACUCAAGGAGAUCAGCUUGUCCGCAGUGCGGUUCAUGGAGGAGUUGGGGGAGGACCGCUUUGGGAAAGUCUACAAAGGUCAUCUUUUUGGGUCUACUCCAAGUGAGCAGACCCAGGCAGUGGCCAUCAAAACGCUGAAGGACAAAGCAGAGGGGCCGCUCCGGGAGGAGUUCCGUCAUGAGGCCAUGCUGCGGGCACGGCUACAGCACCCCAACAUUGUCUGUCUGCUGGGUGUCGUGACCAAGGACCAGCCCCUCAGCAUGAUCUUCAGCUACUGCUCGCAUGGUGAUCUCCAUGAGUUCCUGGUCAUGCGCUCACCACACUCAGAUGUGGGCAGCACUGAUGAUGACCGUACUGUGAAGUCUGCCUUGGAGCCCGCUGACUUCGUGCAUGUUGUGGCGCAGAUUGCUGCAGGGAUGGAAUACCUGUCUAGCCACCAUGUGGUCCACAAGGACCUGGCCACCCGCAAUGUGCUGGUGUAUGACAAGCUAGCGGUGAAGAUCUCAGACCUGGGCCUCUUCCGAGAGGUAUAUUCUGCUGACUACUACAAACUGAUGGGGAACUCGCUGCUGCCCAUCCGGUGGAUGUCCCCUGAAGCAAUCAUGUAUGGCAAGUUCUCCAUUGACUCAGAUAUCUGGUCCUAUGGUGUGGUCCUCUGGGAGGUCUUCAGCUACGGCCUGCAGCCCUACUGCGGGUACUCCAACCAGGAUGUGGUGGAGAUGAUCCGUGGCCGCCAGGUGCUGCCGUGCCCAGACGACUGCCCUGCUUGGGUCUAUGCCCUCAUGAUCGAGUGCUGGAAUGAGUUCCCUAGUCGGCGGCCCCGGUUCAAGGACAUCCACAGCCGGCUCCGGGCCUGGGGCAACCUGUCCAACUAUAACAGCUCAGCACAGACCUCUGGGGCCAGCAACACCACACAGACCAGCUCACUGAGCACCAGUCCCGUGAGCAAUGUGAGCAAUGCCCGCUAUGUGGGGCCCAAGCAGAAGGCCCAGCCCUUCCCACAGCCCCAGUUCAUCCCCAUGAAGGGCCAGAUCAGACCCAUGGUACCCCCACCCCAGCUCUACAUUCCCGUUAAUGGCUACCAGCCAAUGACGGCCUAUGGGGCCUACCUGCCCAACUUCUACCCAGUCCAGAUCCCCAUGCAGAUGGCUCCUCAGCAGGUACCCCCUCAGAUGGUCCCCAAGCCCAGCUCACACCACAGUGGCAGUGGCUCUACCAGCACGGGCUAUGUCACCACAGCUCCCUCUAACACGUCUGUGGCGGACAGGGCAGCCCUGCUGUCUGAGGGCACCGAGGAUACACAGAACAUCCCAGAAGAAGUGGCCCAAAGCCCUGUGCAGGAAGCAGAGGAGGAGGAAGAAGGCUCUGUCCCAGAAACUGAGCUCUUGGGAGACAAUGAAACUCUACAGGUAGAUGAGGCCCAAGUCCAGCUGGAAGCCUGAAGGCCACACAAGGCCCAGGACACCAGGAGGGAAGUCCCCAUUGGGACUUACAGGGACUCAGCCACAUUUCAGAAGUCACAGAUGCUCAGUCACAAGAGCCCAGAGACUAGUUGGCUGGUUGGCAGACCCAGGAACCUGAGACUGUGGAGCUCUGCCCCUGUCUUGUCUGCUGUCCAUGCUCAACACUGCUGCCAUGAUCCCCACUGGGCAGGAGGUCAUUUCAGCCAGUAGUGUCUGAGCCGGGUGGGGGCGCAGUAGCAUGAGCUCCUCAGAAGCAGAUGCGGUGACCCUGGUGCUGCCUGCAUAUAUCCUGGGGAUAGAUUGGUAAUGAGCAGCGAUUACUUUGUUAAAAAAAAAAAUAGAUGGCAUCUUCGCUCCGUAUUGUACAUGGAUCGAAUAUUUAGAAUUGUGGGAGAAGCAGGCCUGCAAAAUGUGGCAAGGAGGCACCUGGGUUUUGAGACCCACAGGUUUGAAAGUGAGGGAAGCUCUUUUUCUCUCGGCUGCCUCCGUUGCUAUAGCCUUAUUUGCCCUUUAGCAGCUAAAGAUGAACAGAGCAGGACACUGCACCCACAGAUCCCCAGGAGGAAAGGGCUUCUGAAAUGAGGGCUCCCUGUAUUAAAGGAAAAUGUGCCUUUCCAGAAACCAGUACAUCCUUGUAUUCUUGUGAAAUGUUUUAAUUGUAUGACAUGUGUACUUUGCCUACUCUUGUGGAUUCAUGGGAAACUGUUGCAUUUAGAAUAUUCAAAAGGAAGCAAUAUUGUACAGAACACAGUAUUGUUAUUUUUUUUAAAGAAACAUGUACAGACUUUAAAUGUAAUUUAUAUGUUUUGUGUGCCAUUUUCAUGGAAGAAUUUUGAUCUAAAUAAUGACUUAGUAAUUUAACUGUUUACACGAUCCACGUGGGGACACCAUGGGGCUGUAAUUUCAGUUUGUUUUUGUGCCACAUGUGAUUGAGGUCCAUGCAUUUCAGGGUCCCACUACACAGACCCAAGGUGUGCUGUCUGUACCCUGCACACACUGCCAGUUCCAUUUGUAAACUCCACAUACACCUGGUGUAUCAAAUAAAGUGAAG